AUGGAACUCAUCCCUAGUUCUCGAAGACCUCCGGAAUCUUCAAGCAGAGAAACCUCUUCUCGUCCACAACGAAAUAGUACUCUGGGACAUUCCGUUUCUCGCACUACAUCUUCUACUCCUCAUCCACAAGGUCUUCUACACCAUGCUCCACUGAGACCGAGCACCUCGGCCAGCCAACUUACAUUUACUUCGUAUAGCGGCAGCCGCUCAGCAACAAGUUUGUCGCACUCAAAUCCUUCGAGGCAGCGGCGUCAUACAAGUACUACUUCGGGGCGUAAAUCUCGUGCUGCCUCAUCUGUCUGGGGUUCCGAAUCGCACGAGAUCAUUUGCGCUGUCACUGAAGCUCGUGGCGUAUCCCCAACUGUUGGUCUUGCUUUCAUCAACAUCACUACAGAUGAAGCUAUUCUAAGCCAGAUAUGUGACUCUCAAUUCUAUGUCAAGACGGUUCAUAAGAUACAGAUGUAUGAGCCGUCUACAAUCCUAAUGGUCAAGACAGCGUUUCCUCCACACCCUAAAUCUAGCCUACUCUCAAUCAUAGAGGAAGAACUUCCGGACACAACAAUCGAACCUCUUGACCGCAGGUACUGGUCCGAAAAUGCCGGCCUCGAGUUCAUCCAGAAUCUGGCAUUCAGAGAAGACUUGGAAGCGAUCAAGGUAGCAAUUGAAGGCAACUUCUACGCCACAUGCUCAUUCGCUGCGGUUAUUAAGUAUGUAGAGCUCUCCUGUCGCGUAUCAAUCGCGUCCCACUCGUUACGGGUCAGCUAUCGACCAUCCGAGAAUACUAUGAUGAUUGAUAUUUCCACCAUUCACUCUCUCGAACUCAUACAGAACCUCCAAAAUGCGAAAUCCAAGGAUUGUCUCUUCGGCCUCUUGAAUGAGACUCUUACUCCUAUGGGUUCAAGGAUGCUACGAAGCAACAUACUUCAACCCUCUUGCCAAGUUGAUAACACCCUUGCUCCCCGUUACGAUGCUCUGGAUGAACUUACUGCAAAAGAAGACAUGUUCUUCGAAAUACGAAAGGCUCUCAAGGGGUUUGUAGAUAUGGAAAAACUUCUGACUUCGCUUGUUAUCGUGCCCGAGCAAUCAUCGAUCUACAUCUCAGAACAGGCCAUUAAUAACAUCCUAGGCGUUAAGACCUUCAUCACUGCUGUGCCUACUUUGUAUGAGGCACUGGGUGCUGCGCGUACAGACUUACUAACUAGAAUCCGUGGAAUAUGCCGCCCGGAGCUCACUCAACCCGUCGCAGAUCUUAUCGCAGACACAAUCAAUGAAGACGUGACGGCAACGAAAUCAGCUCUCGAUAUGAGAAACCAGAGAACAUAUGCAGUCAAGUCCGGGGUUCAUGGUCUGUUGGACGUUGCUCGUCAGACGUAUAAGGAGGCAACAGACGAUGUCUAUCAACAUGUCGAAGACAUAAACCGAGAUCAUGAUGUCACUGCCGAGGUUCGGUAUGAUCCCAACCGCAAAUUCUGGCUACGUCUUAGGCAGAGUGACUUCGAGGACAAGGAUAUCCCAGAGAUUCUAAUCAACAAAGUUCUCAAGGGUACCUGGAUUGAAUGCCAAACUUUAGUCUUAGUCCAACUCAACCAUCGCAUCACGGAUUCUUCCAAUGAGGCUAUCAUGCUCAGCGACAAAGUAGUCCAGGAACUCCUUGAUGCGAUUCGAACUCACGUACCAAAUCUCUUCCGCGUAUGCGAAAGCAUUGCGCUUUUAGAUAUGAUUGCAGCUUUUGGUCAGUCUGCUAUGACAAGGGACUAUGUGAGGCCCGAGAUUGGGAGUGCUCUGGCUCUCAAAGGGGCAAGGCAUCCUAUUUGCGAACGUAUUAACCCGGAACGAUUUGUUCCCAAUGACGUCUUCGCUAACGAGCAACAUCGAUUCCAAAUCAUCACCGGCUGUAACAUGAGCGGCAAAAGCACUUACAUUCGAAUGAUCCCACUCCUUCAAGUAAUGGCGCAGAUCGGCUGUUUUGUACCAGCACAGUACGCGGUUUUUCCAGUGAUACAACAGCUUUUCGUGAGGAUGUCUACAGAUGACAGCAUUGAAGCCAACAUGUCCACCUUCUCACUUGAAAUGAGAGAAAUGGCAUUCAUACUGAGGAAUAUCAACGGAAAAAGCUUAGCCAUCAUUGAUGAACUCGGCCGUGGUACCAGUACGAGAGAUGGCCUAGCCAUUGCACUGGCCAUUUCUGAAGCUUUAAUUCAAAGUGAUUCUUUGGUAUGGUUUGCAACCCACUUUCAACAGCUUGCGAAGGUGUUGGGGAGUAGACCAGGGGUUCUAAAUCUGCACCUUGCCACAGAGACCCAAGACAUGGAUGAGGGCAAUCCAAAGAUGACUAUGCUGUACAAGAUUACUUCAGGACCUGUAGAGGAAGAACAUUACGGUCUCAGUCUCGCACGUGCAAUUGGGUUCCCGGAACGAUUCGUCGAAGUCGCAGAUAACGUGUCAAAAACGCUUACUGAGACAAUCGAAAGGAAGAAACAAGAUUCCCAGUCCAGAAAACUACUUCGGCGCCGAAAACUGAUUCUCAACUUGCACGAUACACUUCUCCAAUUACGAGAAUCCGACAUGGAUGAUGCCGCCUUGGGCAGCUAUCUUAAAAGACUCCAAGACGAGUUUGUGUCAAGAAUGGAUGAAAUUGAACGCGACAGACCAACCGACGAAGAAUCAUUGUGA
Annulohypoxylon truncatum is the source of this 2673-nucleotide messenger RNA. RefSeq names its product DNA mismatch repair protein-like protein MutS. Bases 1 to 2673 code for a protein of 890 amino acids. Gene Ontology annotation, molecular function: ATP-dependent DNA damage sensor activity; ATP binding; mismatched DNA binding. The transcript has 9 exons. Gene Ontology annotation, biological process: mismatch repair; reciprocal meiotic recombination. Lineage: Eukaryota; Fungi; Ascomycota; Sordariomycetes; Xylariales; Hypoxylaceae. Gene Ontology annotation, cellular component: nucleus. The record is from RefSeq and is a predicted model, not a curated record.